Podarcis lilfordi (Lilford's wall lizard) is the source of this 1356-nucleotide messenger RNA. The record is from the annotation of a GenBank genome assembly. NCBI's taxonomy places the organism in Eukaryota, Metazoa, Chordata, Lepidosauria, Squamata, Lacertidae.
AUGCGCCGCUGGGCUUCGCGGAGGUGCCAGUUCACACCUUCGGGCCGGCAUAAAGGCCGGCGGCCGCCUCGGCGUCCUCCCAGAGCCAGCUCGGCUGCAGCCAUGGCCCACGGCUAUCCCACUGCCCCACUCGGGAGCCCAGCUCUGGAGCUGCCCUCCUUCUGGGCCGCCCAGCCUCAGCCUCAGCCCCAGCACCCGACGUGGGGAUGGCCCGACGGCUCCAGCAGCGCCUCGCCGGCCUCUUCUCCGGACUCCUGCGGCUUCUCGCCCUCGCCCUGCCCUUGGAGCAGCGCUGGCCUCGGGACCAGAAAAGGCAGCGGUAGCGGCAGCAGCGGCCGUCGGGCCCGGCUAGGCUUGGGGCAGCGCCAGAGCGCCAGCCAGCGCGAAAAGCACCGCAUGCGGCGCCUGGCCCAGGCCUUGCACACGCUGCGCCUCUACCUGCCGGCCUCGGUGGCGCCUGCCGGGCAGAGCCUGACCAAGAUCGAGACGCUCCGCCUGGCCAGCCGCUACAUCGCGCACCUCUCCGAGCAGCUGGGCCUCAGCGAAGAGGCGCUGACCCGCGCUGCCCGACGCCCCCCGACGGCACCCGAUCCCCUAGCUUGGUCUCGCGGCCUCCAGCAGGACCCCCUCGACGCCUCCUGCUGCUGCAGCUCCCCUGUCUCGCCGUCGGCCCCCUGGCUGCUGGGUUCUCCGUCCUGCUCCGGAACCGGGGCCCCUGCCGAGUCCUCCACCGACGGAGGCGGGCGAAUAGAGCCGCCCUGGACUGCGGAGCUCGCGGAGCUGGAUCUUUCCUCGCAGGUAAGUCCCUCGAGCCACACCUGGGCAGCAAGCUCCGUCCAGCGCGGACCGGCAGCGCCUUGAGCAUGUGGCCUUCUGCAUGCAGCUCUGGACCUCCUCCAGCUGCAAACGGCCCUUCCGACUCCGGCUAUUCUCUGCUCCCCCUGGGCAGGUUCAAGGGAAGCCUUAAAGCGGGAAGGACCGUCGCAGCUCAGGGCUAGGCAUGCAAAAGGUCCCAAAUUCAAUCCCAAUGGGAUUUCCAGAUAGGGCUGGGAGAGAAACCUUUGCCUGAAACCCUGGAGAGCUGCUGCCAGUCAGUGCAGGCAAUACUGAGCUAGAUGGACCAGUGGGUCUAAUUCAGAUGUUCAGUUUCCUGUUCAGCAGCUGAGCAUAAGGCAAAGCAGGGGACAGCCAAGAACAGAGCGCUCCUUCUGCCCCCCUUCCUGACCACUUGCCCUUGACUGAUGCUGACCCCCUACAUUGCUCUCUCUCUUUCUCUCUUGCCUCUCUUUCCAGAUUCUCCCCGAUGAGCUGGUGGCUUUCUUGGAGGGCUUCCUUCCGCCGGCAUCUCAAGGCUGA